Durio zibethinus is the source of this 2269-nucleotide messenger RNA. RefSeq names its product mitochondrial hydrolase YKR070W-like. Gene Ontology annotation, cellular component: mitochondrion. Gene Ontology annotation, biological process: glycerophospholipid biosynthetic process. Lineage: Eukaryota; Viridiplantae; Streptophyta; Magnoliopsida; Malvales; Malvaceae. The record is from RefSeq and is a predicted model, not a curated record.
UGAUUGGAAAGAAAUGUUGUAGCUCCAUCAUAAAAGGAAAUGCCUUUCUGUCUCACUGAUUUCACAGUUUGGCUGUUCUCGGUGGAACGGCCGAGCAUUGAGCCGCCAAAAUUUUCAACGGCGCGUUCCUAAAUUAAAGAAAAAAGAGAAAGGAAGAUGAUUCAUCUUCAAAUGUUAAGAAAAUCUUCGCAGACUCGAUCGAGAAAGCAAUUAUCGCGGCUUUUCUCAACAAUCUCUCAACUCUCUUCGCAAGAAUCCAAGCGCUGGCCUUCUUUUGGCAUUGCGUUCGAUAUAGACGGCGUCGUGUUACGCGGCAACACUCCUAUCGGUGGCGCUCCUCAUGCUCUCAGGAGGUUAUACGACGAUUCAGGUGUUCUGAAGAUUCCUUUUGUGUUCUUGACUAAUGGGGGUGGUUUUCGUGAAUCAAAAAGAGCUGCGGAGUUGUCAGAACUCCUAGGUGUAAAGAUUUCUCCUUCACAGGUCUUGCAGGGCCAUUCACCUUUUAAACAGUUGGUGAACAGGUUUGAAAAUGAACUAAUUGUUGCUGUGGGAAAAGGUGAACCUGCUGCAGUGAUGUCUGAAUAUGGAUUUAAAAAUGUGAUUCCAAUAGAUGAGUAUGCACUGUGCUUUGACAACAUUGACCCUUUGGCACCAUACAAGAAGUGGAGCACCAUGGAGGCUGCUGUCAACUGUACUAGAAAAUUCAGCAUUAAUUCUGAGAGAGUUCAGGCAGCAUUUGUUGUUAGUGAUUCUAAUGACUGGAGCAGGGACAUUCAGGUUCUUUGUGAUAUUUUAAGAACCGGAGGUCUUCCUGGAAGUGAAGGACGUCAACCCCCUUUGUAUUUUGCUCAUGAUGACCUUAAAUACCAGGGUGCUUUUCCUUCUGAACGUUUUGGCAUGGGCGCAUUCAGAAUUGCACUGGAAUCCAUCUUCAAUAGCAUUCAUACUGAAGCUCUGAAGUAUACAUCCUUAGGAAAGCCGAAUCCAGUUGCAUUCAAGAAUGCUGAAGUUGUGCUAAAGCAACUAGCCUCGUCCCUUUAUCAUGACUUUAACGUCGUGGACAGUGCAAAUUCUGGAAGUCAUGACUUGCAAACACUAUAUAUGAUAGGAGAUAAUCCUUUAGUCGACAUCAAAGGUGCACGGCAGGCCGGAAAUCCAUGGUUUCCCAUUUUGACAAGGACUGGUGUUUUCAAGGGAGAUCGUCAUUCUAAUCAUGCUGAGUUUCCAGCCAAUUUGGUUGUUGACAAUGUGGAAGACGCUGUGAACUUUAUUCUGAGGAACGAGUUCAUCAAAUCAUAAAAUUAGCAGCUGAAUCAAACGAUGUUCAUCCAUUUAAGUUAUUCCCUCCAUUUCAAACUCCAUAUCUUAGCUGGACUCAAGUUAAAGAAAACUUGAUCUACAAUUUAGUAGUUUGUUUGAAUCAAACGGUGAUAUACUAAUGCAAUUGAUUGAAACAUAUAUAGUAGUUUGUUUUGGUCGGUAACUACCAGCGUUGUGUUUAGAGUCUGAAGUGCUCCAUUACGGAAUUAGAGUUAGAACAUUUGAAGGCCUUGUUCUGAUCAUUUUCCUUUAGCUCUAUCAUCAAUAAGCCAAAGAGUUGGUAAGGAAUAUAUAAUCAUCAAGAGAAAAGCAUGAAUCAUGUAUGGCUCAUUUCAUGAUCAGUAAUGUUGAUCAAAGUUUGCUUUCCUGAGCCUAUUAGAGUAUUUCGGGUAUUAAACUUUACAUCUGACCUCUGAUUUUCUGGACGCCCAUAGCAUUAUCAUACUCCCGUGUGGUGAAUGCUCGGACCAUGGUAAAAAAAGGAAUAUAAAAUCAUUAAAAAAUGUCCUAUGAAGAACCCUUUUUCGGCUGUAAUUCACUAAUCUCGAUUGUUUAUUUCCAAGCACGAUCGUACCAAACCUUAUCCAUACAGAUGACGAAGGGCUUUUGGCAAGGGUGCCUUUCAACAGGCCUAGUGUUAGAUGCAUAAGCAGUGUAAUCAGGUCUUUGUAUCAAUUAAGCAGUGUAAGCAGUUUAAUCGGCCAUCUACUCGAUCCAUGCGGAUCAAUUCUUUGCUCUGCAUCUCCGCUCAUGAAAACCGAUACUCAAAGACAGAUUUUUGUGUUCAAAAGAGGUUGAUCCAGAGAGAAAAGACAUUGGGAAAGAAGCUUGGGAAGUGAGUUUUCAAGGGACGGAAAAUGAGUUUGAGAAAAUGGAUUGAUUUUGAAUAAGGAUUUUCGUUUUGGUUUGUUGGAGAAACCAUGAGCUUUUCUCUUACUUCAACAGGGUC